CGACGACGACAGGACACGGGUGAAGUUACCGCAUUAUGCGAGACACUCGGUCAGUAAGCUUCUAACCAACGCGGUCUGUAGCUGGACACUCGAGUUGCCAGAAGUGGCCCCGUACACGCACUACCCUGCGAGGUAUCGGUCUGGGACCGUGGUGACCAGACAGUCCAACUUAGAUCGAAGAUCGCGUUCUCUUCGGUUACUUUCUUCCUUUCGCCGAUCCCCGUUCGGGAAUCGUCUUCGCCGCGUUCGGCCGCGAUCACGCGCCGCGGUAAAAGUGCAUCGGAAGUGAUUCUAGCGACGUUCCGUACCGGUGAUCGAACCUCGACUUGUCCCGUUCCGUUGGAUCACAGCCCCCAGCGCCGUGGAUCGCGCGAUUGCAGAAUGUACGGAUCCACGAUAGGGCGGAUACGAUCCGUGAUAAUCAGGUUGCUGCUGCUACUGGUCACGUGGAAAUGCAACGGACUGCAGUAUCAGCCGAUCGAGGCUUAUGCAAACGGCGAUGACUGCGCCCUGGUCCUCAAUGGACCAGGAAGAAGCACUCCCUACGAUUACACGUACAACCUACUUCGCGGCUCCUUCCCGCCGACCGGCGGAUCGCAGACGUGCAUCACUUACGACGCUGUUAAUCGCGCCUACGUAGAAGCUAGGAAACGCAUCAAUGUCGCGCAACCCAAAGGCAAAACGUGGCGGCCAGAAGACCUAGCAACGGUCGGUGAACUCCUUUUGGAUAUCUCUACGAACCUCGCCAAAACGUAUGGACUUACCAUCGAAGACAUUGAGAAAAGUCUACCCCUGAUCGAUACCUCGAAGACUCUGAUCCGCGAGGUCUGCCCAGCUUAUCUAAGCGAUGUAGAAUGUCGACCAGGAAAAUACCGACGUAACGAUGGUCUCUGCACAAACCUGAGGAACCCAAGCUGGGGUUCAACACUAUCUCCAUUCCAGAGAUUAAUGCCUCCACGGUUCGCGGACGGUUUGACAGCGCCGAGAAUAUCGGUGACCGGCCGAGAUCUGCCACUAUCACGCAUCGUGUCGCGCACCAUGCAUCCCGACGAAGGUUAUCACGAUCAUGCGGGCACGGUUAUGGUGAUCGCCUGGGGACAGUUCAUGGACCACGACUACACGUUGACGGGAACGCCUCUAGAUCCGCUGAAUCGUAACGACCCCGAGGAAUGUUGUCGGCGACCCCCACACUUAAAAAAUCCUUACUGCAACGAAAUCUACAUACCGGAAGACGAUUAUUUCUACAGGCUGUUCAACGUGAAAUGCUUGGACUUCGUUCGCGCGUUCCCCGCCGUCCGACCAGGCUGCCGGCUUGGAUCUCGUGUGGCUUUUAAUCUACUGACGGGAGUGCUGGACGGAAACACUGUUUACGGAGUCACGGAAACGUUCGCAAGGAAACUGCGCACCGGAUAUGGGGGACUGUUGCGUAUGAACCCGGUCUUCUCCGAGUACGGUCUGAAGGAUCUGUUGCCGUUGAAACUGGACAUCCCGGACGAGGGCUGCACGAGACCAAACCGUUCGAUGUACUGCUUCGAAGCAGGUGAGAUACGAGUGAACGAGCAGUUAGUGUUGACAUGCAUGCACACUUUAAUGGCAAGGGAGCACAACAGGAUUGCCAAAUCGCUGAAUCAAAUUAAUCCGCACUGGGACGACGAGACCUUGUUCCAGGAAACUAGACGGAUUGUCAUCGCUCAGAUUCAGCACAUCACGUACAACGAAUUCCUGCCCAUUUUGCUUGGAAAAGAUGUCAUGGAGAAAUUCGGACUUCUUCUUGAGAAAAAUGAAUACUGGGACGGUUACGAUGAAAGUGUAAAUCCGGCAGUGAUUGAUGCGUUCGCGUCUGCGGCGUUUAGAUUUGGUCAUUCCUUGUUACCAACAGCGGUCGAAAGAUGGAGUAAAGCUCACAAAUUUAUAGCUUCCAAGAGGUUAUCAGACUUAAUCAGAAGACCCUACGAUUUGUACCGUGCCGGUGUAUUCGAUGAAUACAUUAUGGGAUUAAUGAACCAAGUUGCUCAAGCUAUGGACGACUCCAUCACGCAAGAAGUUACCAAUCAUUUAUUCAAAAAGGCUGGAGCUAAGUUUGGUUUGGACCUUGUUUCGUUCAAUAUGCAACGUGGUCGUGAAUUUGCAAUUCCGAGUUAUAUGGAAUUCAGAAAAUUCUGCGGCCUUCCUUGGGCGGACACCUUCGAGGAACUCUUCGGCUCCAUGCCAAAUGAGACCAUUAGACGCUACAGCUCCAUCUUCGAACAUCCCGCUGACGUCGAUCUCUGGUCCGGAGGUGUCUCUGAGAGGCCGCUUCCGGGUAGCAUGCUCGGGCCAACCUUCGCCUGUAUAAUUGCCACGCAAUUCAGCUAUUCCCGUCGCGGCGACCGAUUUUGGUAUGAGCUGCCGAACCAGCCAUCGUCCUUCACUCCAGAACAACUGAACGAGAUUCGGAAAAUAAAGCUCGCCCGAGUGAUCUGCGACAACACCGACCUGAUCGACACCAUACAGAUCUACCCUAUGGUCUUGCCCGACCACGAAAUAAACCCUCGAGUUGCCUGUCGAAGCGGGGUUCUGCCCAGCAUGGACCUGACCAAAUGGGCCGAAUAUCCAACGUCGAAUCACGGGCAAUAUAAGUAAAGUAUAGACCGCCUAGACGAACACCACCACGUAGUCAACAACAGUCACGAGCCGAGAAGCACGACCCUUAGGCACCCCUAACUCGAGACACAUUACGGUACUGUAGCAUAGCGAGCCCUAGAUGCGUCUGCACGUUGUAUUUCGUAUCAGCUUAGGGACACACAGCAGGCGGACGUAUAGAUCCCUUAGCGACCUUAAGUAAUUAUAAACCUCGAAUACUUAUUAGGUGCCCCGUAGCCUUUAUUUAUUGAUUACCGUUUAGAUUGCAAUUUAUAUUCACCGAUGAUCGUUCGAAUGUAAAUUGUAAAUCGACUGUAGAUUCCGUUACAUUUUCAUCCUUAUAUCUUUUACAUGUUACGUGUGGCUAACUAAAUAACCAAGAAGCUCCAUUUUAAUAUCGACCAGUUAAUAUCGAAAGUCACCUUCCGUUUGGAAUUUUAUAAUUCUGGCUGCUCGGUAUCGAAUCGUGUUUGAUAACUUGUGGUAUUGAAUAUGUAGAUACAUAACGCGUGUAAUCGAUCCAGAGACAUUAUGUUGUAUUUUUAGCGAUCUAGCAACAUUUAGAAUUGCGUCAUUCUUACCACUUUGUUAAAAUAUUAUUGAACAAUAUAUGCAAAGAAUUAAUGGAACGAUGCUGAUAGCAAUCGAAAAAUACUUGCAGAACAUUGAUAGUUCACGUUACAGAAAUUCCGCGGAAUAAGAUAAAUGUUCUGGCAUCGAUUGCGGAAACUUGAAAUUUUAUGGACGCAAUUGUCAAGACGUGGAUCGUCGAUGAUUUUCAACACGAGCAGCGGUAUCUAUAAAAUUUGAAACGAUUCGAAUUUCUCCGUGUGGAUUUGCUAUAUAGCAACUAUUACGGAAAUAGGAGGGACGAGGUGUAGGUUGCAAUCGUGUCCAUUGCGUAACCAGAAUGCAUUUACAUAAAACAACUUUCCGCGUCGACUGCUUUUAAUAAUCGCUUCGAACGUACAGUGUCGGCCAAAAGUGUGAGGCCAGGUGUGAUAGUCACAAAAAACCUGGGGACACUAUUCUAAGUAUCUAGGAAAAUUCCAGUAAAUUAUGUACAAACAGACUUUUCAUGUUUAUUAAGCGUUUCCAUUUAAUGUGGGCGACAGUGACGUGCAUAGGCGUACGUUAUAUGACCAUAUUUGGAACGAUUACAGAUUCUGAGCGACAAACACAUUCAUCAGCCCAGUGACUAAAAGAGACUAUAAUUAUUUUCCUACUUUUCGUGGAAACGUUGAUUUAAUUGAGUGCUUUAUUAAAUAUACGUUAGAAAUAUCUAUUAAUAUGUCUUAAACAUUUUAUUUAAUACCUUUGAGAAAAGAAUGGUUCAUAACUGAGAACACGUUAAUAGACUUUUUGAUAACAGCAAUCUAAUGCAAUAAUUUAAUCACCCCGAGAAAUCACUCUGUAAUAUAAACUACAUUGGGAAACAAACGAGUUAAGUCGAGAAUUCAGAAGAUCCGCAGUACGAGCAAGUCGAAAUAAAUUUUUCUCAUCGAUAAUGAUUAUUGGCAGGGUCAAUUUCAGUCGCUUUUCAUUAGUAUCUGUAAUCGAAUACAUUUGAGAUAAAAAUGACUGUCAAUUUUGUAAUCAAAAAUAUUUGACAUGCACAAAGAAUCCUUAUUCUAUGACUUUCUACAUUUUAGUUGCUAGUGGGAAGUUCGUCAAAUUCGGGAUCACCUAGAGCCUAGACUAAGCAUGCCAGCAAUAGCACACAAGUAGGAAGUGCAUGAAACAAUGGAACAUACGUGAUACUUUUGGCUGGCAAUGUAUUUUUAGUCGAUACAGUAGAACAGUUUAGUUGCGCCCGUGUCGCGGCGCAGUUGAAACGCUGCGAACGUCCGCAUGGAUUUAACAGGUUGCGAAACGAUCGAUACUCUUGCAUACAGGAUCACUGGUUAUUGCUAGUUAGCGUUAGCUAGUAGAUAGUACAUGUAGGUAAAUAUGUGCCUACUCGAUGGUAGAACGUCGUGCGUUAAAUAUCGAUUACCUGACAAAUACUCGAAUAUUUAUAUCGUCGGACAAACACGUCUUUGCUUGCUCUUCUCGUGUCGAUUCUGUUCUGCGAUUUCCAAUCAGAGAACGGAAGAGAUCUCGACCGUCAGGGAACUAUUAUUUAACCCCCUUAGAUUCGACGAACGCCAGGACACAAUUCGAAUCGAUAGAAUUGAUUUGCAGUCGAUGAACGUGGAAUUUGAUUCGCUGCGCACGGUGGACAAUUUAUAGCAAUUCAUGCCGGUUCAUCCUGUGUAAUAGGUUGUUACAUACGAGAUGUAAAUCGUUUUCAUUGAUUUAUUAAGUAAUUCGAAUGAUCGAACACCUUUCUUUUUUCAUUGCCUUCGCACGGUUUGUAUGGAGAAAUAUCUCAGAUUGUGGAAGUGUUGACACUAAAUCUUCCAGAAAUCGCGUUACACUCUUUUUCGAUCGUUGAUGCUGACGUGCGAAGUUUUUCAUAAUUCUUCGGAUUAAUCGACAUCUGAAAAAUGAUUCUAGUUGCGAGGAUAUUAAAUAAUCAGUUAACGUUUGAUCUGUGUUAUUAAAUUUGACUAUUCAGAUAUCUCAUAUGCGUCAAGCUAUUAUUUUAUAGAAACCCUUGAUAGAAGGAUCUUUUUCUAUCCAGAAUCACUUCUAAUUUAACAUUAUUCUUUUCUUUGGGAAAAUGUUUCUCUGGACGUUGUUACAUACGUCAGAAGCUUAUCCAUCUCUUACAUGCUUUUAUUCAUCGAGUUCUUAAUUUAUUACUCCUAACAGAUAUUAAGAACACGCACACGAUGUACAUAGUAAUAUGUAAUUAAUGAUAAUUCCCUUCACCAAGUUCUCCCUCAAAGCAAGUCUGACGUCUAGUCUUCUCCUCUGUCACAGCAAGCAUCAAAUAAAUUCGCGAAUCUGUGUCUAGCACGAUUUGGAUGUUUAACGAUAAAUAACAAUAAUAUUUUGUUUUGCAAAUCGAUAUUUCCUUCCAAAAGAAUUUAUUGUCUUAAUAUGUUAAGUCUUCAAUUACAAACCUGUGUUUCGGUUGCAAUUUCAAAUGGAACUGUUAUGAUAAAAAAUGAUUUAAGUAACGCUCUGCACUGUUUUUGUCAUCGAAACAGUACUCAAACUACUUUACAAUGAAAAGCAAUAUUUAAUGUUUUCGUUAUUGUGUCACAUAACAUAAUGUUCCUAUUAAUUAUGAAGAAAUACAAUUCGUUGUUCAACGUUAUUCAAAUAUGCAUAUUUUCGGAAUGACGUGCUUUGUUCUGUGUUCCCCAAAAGAAAACAAUACAAUGAUUCGCUCCAUUCACUUCCAGUAAUUGUCGGUAGAGUUUCCGUUUGUACAUGAUACACGCGCUAUCCGUCAUAAUUAUUCGAACGACUUCAAACGGCUUCAAAACGGAGGAGAUUUAAUUGGAUAGUAUAUUACCAAUUAAUAAAACUUGUUUUAUUAAUACAGUGAAUCUGCAGUGAAUGACAAAAUCUAAAGUCAAAGAUGAAACAAUUAUUUCAUUAAGCAAUUAAUUAUGCAAGCAAAGAAAUUACAUGAUUUAUAUUAAUAAAUAGAUUUAAUAAUAUAUUCCGAAUAAAUAGCUUUAAUCUAUAUUCCGAAUGUGAGAAAUGUAAAAAACUUUUUCCAUAAUUUACCCUCACAACGCAAGGUGAUUUCUUGAAGUUUCACUAUGCAAUACAAAUCAUAAAGAACACUAUAAAUUAUAAUUUAGCUUCUUUCCAGCAUCGCGUGUAGGAUGGCCAGUAACUGUUUCUACAACCAGAAGAAGGGAGAUUCAAUGUGGCAAAAUAAGUUGAGAAAAAAAAUAAUAUUUUUUAAUUCAAAUCUUCGUUUUCGAGAAAAAUGAAUUUAAAGAUCCCAGAUUCACGUCGUAGCUUAUACGUGGUAUGAUAAGAAGUAGAACAGAUAGGUGAUAAUCAGACACGCCAGUUGAUUCCUAUUCGAUAUCAUUAUUUUUCAAACUCGUCCUUCUCUCGGAAACGAAACCUUAAAUGACAAAAUUUUUUCUAUAUUAUCGUCUUAUUUUAUGAUGUAGAAUCGCGCUUCUCCCCCUCUCAGUUGUACUAUCAUCUACUGACCACUCAAUAGAAGUUUCUAAUAUAUGUAUGUAUAUCCACGAUAAUAUGAAAAUUUCAAAUGUCUUUUCCUUUCCUUUGGAAAAAAUAUCUUCAAUUUUCAUCUUAUCUUCUAAUUGCUGGAUUGCCCUGCUGAGAAAAAAGAAAACCAGAAUGUGAAGUCAGAUUUGUGAUAAAAAUGUCAAAUACAAUUUUUUAACACUGGAAUCACCAAACCAGUAAAAAUGUUUGACGUCUGAAUCUUUAAAAAAA
This is a messenger RNA of Megalopta genalis, 6942 nucleotides long. The record is from RefSeq and is a predicted model, not a curated record. NCBI's taxonomy places the organism in Eukaryota, Metazoa, Arthropoda, Insecta, Hymenoptera, Halictidae.